GUUGUCAAAAAAAUGAUAAGAACACGCAGAUGUGAAAGAGAAUUUUAAUUUUGUUUUGAUAAAAAUAACUAAAUCCGCCCUUUUGGUUGAUUUGUUUGUGUUAUAACUUUUUGUUUCAUAUUUGGCUACUAUGAAGUUACUGAAGCCUAUAGGGGUGCUGAGACACGCGCGGCGCCGCAAGCCGGGCCGCGGCGUCACCACUUGGUCGCCUCUGGCCACAGCCUUCAACACCAGACCCACAUCUAGACCAAUUUUUGACACACUGAGAGAAAGGACGGGUCUUUUCAAUAAGCCAGAACUCACCAGUUUUGAAGGAUUCUAUACCCUAAGAGACCAGGCCAUCGCAACCACAGACCGCUUGAUUGAAGAAGCUACUUCGAACCCCACACGGCCUAUGGUGGAGAUCUUCGAUGAGUUGUCCGAUACUCUGUGCAAAGUGGCGGAUUUGGCCGAGUUCGUCAGGAUCGCGCACCCACAGUCUCACUUUGCAGCUGCUGCUGAGGAAGCCUGCAUAAGCGUUAGUGGUGUAGUUGAAAAGUUAAACACACACAAGGGUUUAUACGAAGCACUUCGUGACUCAGUCCAACGGGGCACAUCAGGCGACCAGCACCUCGCAGAACUGUUCCUCUUUGACUUUGAACAGAGUGGCAUCCAACUGGAAGAGGGCCCGAGGAAAAGAGUCGUCGCUCUCAAUGACUUGAUCCUGCAAACUGGACAGAGGUUCAUGGCUGGAGCUGCUAAGCCUAGGAAGGUGAAUAGGCAGGUUGUACCUGCUAAUAUCAGGCAGUUUUUCAGCACAGAAGGCGACAACAUAAUAGUGAGCGGCGUUUACGCAGAGUGCGGCGAGGCGGCGGCGCGCGAGGCGGCCUACCGCCUGUACCUGGCGCCCGACGCGGCCCAGGACCGCCUGCUCACCACCACCCUGGAUGCUCGCCUGGAGUUGGCGGCCGUCUGCGGCUUCCAGUGCUACGCCGACAGAGCAAUAAAAGCUAGUACGAUGGAAACCGCGUCAAACGUGCGCCAGUUCCUCGAUAUACUGUCUGACAAUCUCUACGAUCGCGCCAGAAUUGACUUCGAUGCUAUGCUCAAAAUGAAAAGGAAAGAGACGCCUUAUCAGGACACUCUUAUGUGCUGGGACACACCAUACUUCACGCAUAAGGCUAAAACACAGCUGCUAAAUGUGGCUAACUCGGACUUCAGUCCUUACUUCUCGCUGGGCGGGUGUAUGGAAGGCCUGAAUAUGCUGUGCCAGGAGUUGUAUGGAAUCAGCUUGGUUUCUGAAGAGAUGUUGCCUGGCGAGUCGUGGUCGCCCGACGUGUACAAGCUGGCAGUAGUUCACGAGAGCGAAGGCCUGCUGGGACACAUCUACUGCGACCUGUACGAGCGGCCCGGUAAGCCGCACCAGGACUGCCACUUCACCAUCCAGGGCGGGAAGCAGCUGCCCGACGGCUCGUACCAGAACCCGAUAGUGGUGGUGAUGUUGUCCCUAAGCGGCGGGCACCGCUCGGGCCCCGCUCUGUUGUCUGCCGGCGCCGUGGACAACCUGUUCCACGAGGCGGGCCACGCGCUGCACAGCAUGCUCGGCCGCGCGCGCCACCAGCACGUGGCCGGCACGCGCUGCCCCACCGACCUCGCCGAGCUGCCUAGCGUCCUCAUGGAGUGCUUCGCCGGCAGCCCGCAGGUGCUGCGUCGCUUCGCGCGGCACUUCCAGACGCGCGAGCCGAUGCCCGACGACAUGCUGCACCGGCUCUGCGCCUCCAAGUACUUGUUCGGCGCCAGCGAGAUGCAGUUACAGGUGUUCUACUCUGCGCUGGACCAGCGCUACCACGGGCCGGGCGCGUCGAGCGGCGCGCGCACCACCGACGUGCUGCGCGACGUGCAGCGCCAGUACUACGGCCUGCCCUACGUGCCCAACACGGCGUGGCAGCACCGCUUCAGCCACCUUAUCGGCUACGGGGCGAAGUACUAUUCAUACCUAAUAUCGCGCGCGUGCGCCUGGAGCGUGUGGAAACGGAACUUCGAGCCCGAGCCGCUGUCGCGGGCCGCAGGAGACGCGUUGCGACGCGGCGUGCUGCGACACGGGGGCGCCGUGCCGCCGAAGGCGUUGCUGACUGAUUACUUGGGCACAGAAAUAACUCCGAACUCGCUGGCGAGCGCGCUGGCUGAAGAGCUGGACUACCAUAAGGACCACCUCGACACCGUGCUCAAGGUCAUCAACAAGUGAACACAGAAGACCUUAAGUCUUAAUGCUAAGGACCAGAAUGGCAUGGCGCGACACAGGAAAGGAAUGAGGGGUAUUUUUUAGAAGAACAACAUCUCGGUUUUAUAGACAAGUGAAGUGAUUUUCAGAAAUGGGCUAAAUUAUUUUCAGCCUUUGCAGAAUGGCGGACAUCGAUGACGCCUUCCAAAACUGUAAUUAAAUAUAAUAGUUGUUAGAAGCCUUUUUAUGCCUAUUAGUAUAAUCUUUUGGUGCAGAACAUGUGCUCGAAUAUAUUAUCAUUUGUUGUCAACGGUUGACAUAUAAAAAUGUGUAUUCCUUGGUGCUAAAACGGGGUAAAUAACAGAAGUGCAAUUUGAUGAUUAAAUAGGCAAUGUUUUUUGCUGUGCAUAGCCGAGAUCAAGUAGUCAUUUUUAGAACUACUGCUUAUGAUUCCGAAGGUUCUUUAUAUCACAAUCUAACUUCAUAGAAGUACAGUAAUGAAAGUUGGUACAAAGAGAUUCUCAAACUAAUUUUACACUGCCUUUUAUCUAGCUAGUGAUCAGCAAUAAAAUAGUCGAUUAAACUUGUACAGAUUGUAAAUAUUGUCUUUGAGGGUUUGCUUCAUUGUACAGUCAGCGUCAAAAAGUCAGUGACACCCAAAGUGGACAACAAUCUUAUUCCAAUGUAACAGACGUGUUGGUAACAUAUUGGCUACUUCGGGUGUUUCGAACUAUUUGACGCCGACUGUAUGAUCAUAAAAUGUAAAAGAGACUUCCUUGUUUCAACCAGCGAUUAGUAAAAGUAUGGUUAAAGGGAGUCACGAAAUAUUCCUCUAAGAGGAGGCGUGUGUUCCUAGAUCAAAUAGUUGCUCAUUGUAUAGUUAUGUUUUAAGAAGGAUAUUCACUUGGAAGCAUUCGCAUUUCGAGUAUCAUACUAGGCAGAAUUCUAAUAGCUAGAUUUACUGGCUUUCUGAACUGUUUGCGAAAGAUUGCUUGCUGGAAGAUCUCGCACAGUGAACGCACCGAGUGAAUACCCUCCUUACCAAAAGAUCUUUUAGUGUAAAUAAAUGUUUUUAUUAUUUAUUUCGUAGACGUUCAAAAUAAAACAAUGAUUGAAAAUUAUAAA
Molecule: messenger RNA, 3325 nt
Organism: Ostrinia nubilalis (European corn borer)
Lineage: Eukaryota; Metazoa; Arthropoda; Insecta; Lepidoptera; Crambidae
Product: mitochondrial intermediate peptidase
Exons: 12
Coding region: 131-2224 (697 amino acids)
Biological process (GO): peptide metabolic process
Cellular component (GO): mitochondrion
Molecular function (GO): metalloendopeptidase activity
Source: RefSeq, a predicted model, not a curated record